Messenger RNA from Bactrocera tryoni, 1459 nucleotides. RefSeq lists its product as uncharacterized. NCBI's taxonomy places the organism in Eukaryota, Metazoa, Arthropoda, Insecta, Diptera, Tephritidae. The transcript has 4 exons. The record is from RefSeq and is a predicted model, not a curated record. The coding region runs from base 1 to 1308 and encodes 435 amino acids.
AUGGACGGAGUCGAUGAAUACGGUGAGGACGUGGAAACUUUGUGCAACUAUGUGCCUUUAAGAAAAGUGAUACCUUUUGAAGUUAAAUAUUGGCGUUGCUCGGCUGGCAGUGGUCUGGGCGACAAUUACAUGUCGGUAGUUAAACGUAUAGAAGUGAGCACGCAUGAAUUUGACGGCGGCGUGACGGAGCGCAAAGGUGCACAGUGUUUUAGUUUCAUAGUCAAAAGGCAAAUUUUAAGUCAAUCGCGCCGCCUUCUGUUUCGCUGUGAUGAAGCAUUUUACAACGAAAUAAAUGCCUACACUCAUGUGAUACCAGCCCUAGAAAAAUAUUUCAUCAAUGGAGACACAGUAUUUCCACAAUGCUAUUAUGCCGGCACCGAUAAGAAAGGCGAGCUGAUAGCGUUGGAGGAUCUGAAGCAGCUCGGCUAUCGCAUGUCAAAUCGUUUGGUGCCGUUCGAUCUUUAUCAUUGUGAAAUAGUGAUGAAGGAACUCGCCAAGUUACAUGCUACAUCUAUAGCGGCUAAGCAUUUGGACGACAGCAAUUUUCGUGAGCGGUAUGGCAAAGUUAAUGAAAUUGUGUAUUGUGCGGAGGCGGAAAGUUUUUAUGGGAAUUUACUCACAUCCUCAAUAGAAGAAUCGUUGAAGAGUUUACGCGAAUCAAACGUUGAUGGCAGCCUUUCCGAUUCCAUUUGUAUGAUAGAGCAACUGAAAGCUGAAUUGUAUCAGAAAAUAAUGUAUAGUAUUAAAAAUGCCAGCGAUUGUGUUAGUGUAAUGUGUCAUGGUGAUUUAUAUGUCAACAACAUCAUGUUUAAAUCCAACAUGGAAGAUGACAACGCAUGCCAAGCUCCGAAAGCGGUUAAAUUCUUUGAUCUACAGGCAAUGCGUUAUACUUCGUUCAUUUUCGAUAUCCUUCAUUUUAUGUUCACCAGCACGAAACGCGAACUUCGUGAUGCGCAUACGAAUCGUUUGUUGGAAACCUACCGUAGCGCUCUGCACAAUCGUUUGGAACAACUUUUAGUUUCUCGUGAGCAUUUAGAGUCAAUACGAGAGACCUUUUCACUGGAAAAUAUUACUAAAGAAUUUACUGCACAUGCUCUGUACGGUUUAGCAGUAUCCAUGUGGGUAUUGCCUGCAGUUACAUUUGAUCCUAAUAAUAUACCAAAUUUAGAUGUCAUCAGUGAAGCCGUACCAAAUGCCAACGAAAUAAAAGUUACACAAAAAUUAACCGACGAGUACCAUUCCAGAAUAAAAGAUCUAGCGCUAGAGUUUCAUCAAAACGGCUACUUUGGUACUUGGUUAGAAAAAUAGUUUAGUUAAAUUUAGCAACAAUUGUAUACUUUAAGUAGCUGACAAAGGUGUGUGAUUAGCGUUAUUUGCUCUUUGGUUCUGAAAGCGAUUACCAAAAUUACUAAAAUACAUAUAUUUUUUUAAAUAUACUGUGUAUAUAUGUAUAUAAGAA